CUGUUCGGUCAUCUCAUUCCCUCCUCUCCUCUCCUCUCUACGCCGUGCAACCAUGGCGGCCACUGCCACCACCUCCUCCCUCCUCGCCCGCCGCCUUCUCCUCACCCGGCGCUUCCUUUCCUCCCCUCUCCGCCCCUUCUCCACCACCGCCACUGGUUCCUCCUUCUCCUACUCCUCCUCCUCCUCCUCUUCCUCCGACGACUCCCAUGCGGGAUCUGAUGCAGGGCCCGACCCGGAGCAGCAGGGCCCCGCGGACCAGGAUCACCAGGCCCCCGUCCGCCCGCGCGCCCGCGACACCCGCCCCCUCGAGAACGGCCUCGACCCCGGAAUCUACAAGGCGAUAAUGGUGGGGAAGGUGGGGCAGGAGCCGAUACAGAAGCGGCUGCGGAGCGGGAGAACGGUCGUGCUGUUCUCGCUCGGCACUGGCGGCAUCCGCAACAACCGCCGCCCGCUAGACGGCGAGGAGCCGCACCAGUACGCUGAACGCUGCUCCGUGCAGUGGCACCGCGUCUGCAUCUACCCGGACCGGCUUGGCAGCCUCGCUCUCAAGCACGUCAAGACCGGUUCUGUUCUUUAUUUGGAAGGAAAUCUUGAGACAAAGGUGUUUUCUGAUCCUAUAACUGGACUGGUUCGGCGCAUAAGAGAAAUAGCUGUACGUUCAAAUGGCCGUCUCUUGUUUCUUGGGAACGACGGUAAUGCACCCAAGUUGGGUGAAGCCAAGGGUGUUGGCUACUUCUGAAAGUGAGGUUUACCCUGCACCCAGGUAUAUCAGCUGAUAAAAUUGAUUUAAAUUAGAGGUAUCUCAACUGUGCUAAGCUUCAACAUACGGCUAAGAUCUCAGUAGUAAGCCAACUUUAUCGGACAAAUGUAGUUGGAUUAAGAAUUCAACACCAUCGGACAAAUGUAGUUGGAUUAAGAAUUCAACAUCAUUGUCUAUACCCUCUAAUAAUCGAGGACCUGGUUGUACUGUAUAACUUGAUUUUGACAAAAACAUAUGGGCUUGUGUUGUUGAUUUUAGUUCUCUCAAAAUUUCUUUUGACCUUUUGGGUCAAAUGUUUGUGAAUUUGAGUUUUCUGGUAAUAAUAUGAUACUGUUCACUUAGUAGUUAUUCUGGGAUGCAACUAGUCACUCCCCUAGUACCUAAUGCAGAUGAGAAGGCUCAUCACUAGUUUGGGUGCAUGUACAGGAGAUACUACAUAUCUUUCUGAAGUCUGAUUUUUAU
Molecule: messenger RNA, 1222 nt
Organism: Oryza brachyantha (malo sina)
Lineage: Eukaryota; Viridiplantae; Streptophyta; Magnoliopsida; Poales; Poaceae
Product: single-stranded DNA-binding protein, mitochondrial
Exons: 4
Coding region: 53-739 (228 amino acids)
Biological process (GO): positive regulation of helicase activity; mitochondrial DNA replication
Cellular component (GO): mitochondrial nucleoid
Molecular function (GO): single-stranded DNA binding
Source: RefSeq, a predicted model, not a curated record